AUGUCCAAAGAGUCCGCAGACCCAACUGUAGCUCUGGUGACGGGUGCCAACCAGGGCAUAGGCUACGAGAUUGCCAAGCGACUGGCAUCGGAACAUCCUGAUUACCACGUCUUCAUGACGGGGCGACGGAAGGAAGCCAUCGAGAAGGCAGCUUCAGGGCUCCAGGAAGCCGGUUUGAAUGUCGAGCCUUUAGUUCUGGAUAUCACAUCCGAUGACAGUAUUAAAUUCGCCGUCGACACAAUCCGCACAAAUUUCGGCCAUCUCGACGUCCUCAUCAACAAUGCUGGAAUCCUCUUGGGCAAGCCCGAAGACUCGAUCCGGCUGAAGCUCGCGACGGUCUACAACACCAACGUCUUUGGCUCCAUCGCCGUCACAGACGCUUUCAUCCCUCUCCUGCGCGAGUCUUCCAAAGUGAAGCGCAUCGUUUUCGUCAGCUCGGGACUGGGGAGUCUUGCGAUUCGGACGGAUCCUAGUCUGGGUCCGGUGAGGGACUUUAUCGAGUAUGGUUCCAGCAAGGCCGCGCUCAAUCACGCUGCGAUGACUUUCGCGUCUAGGUACAGGGACGACAAGAUGUGGAAGUUUAAUAUUUGUUGUCCUGGCUACUGCGCGACAAACAUGAACUCGUACGAGGGGCCUGAUGAGGCAUCACUGGGAUCGGUUCAGGCGGUGCACUUGGCGACCUUGGGACCUGAUGGUGCGAGCGCGACGUUUUCCAACCGACAUGGGCCGAUCCCGUGGUGA
Molecule: messenger RNA, 741 nt
Organism: Colletotrichum abscissum
Lineage: Eukaryota; Fungi; Ascomycota; Sordariomycetes; Glomerellales; Glomerellaceae
Product: short-chain dehydrogenase
Exons: 1
Coding region: 1-741 (246 amino acids)
Molecular function (GO): oxidoreductase activity
Source: RefSeq, a predicted model, not a curated record